This is a messenger RNA of Penaeus vannamei (Pacific white shrimp), 1215 nucleotides long. The record is from RefSeq and is a predicted model, not a curated record. NCBI's taxonomy places the organism in Eukaryota, Metazoa, Arthropoda, Malacostraca, Decapoda, Penaeidae.
AGCCCCGAUCAACUUACUCAUGGAGAGCUGCGGUAACAACAAUGCCGCCAGUGAGGAUCAAGUCCUUUUGCAGCCUCUUACCCACGUCCUCCAAGUCACAGGGAGGAUGACUAGAGGGAAAUUAGCCCAAGCCUUCAAUUACUGGAUGAGGAUAUCUGAGGCUAAGCUAAUGGCCAUAUCAGAGGUUAUCUACUUGCUGCAUAACGCUAGCCUUUUAAUAGACGACAUCGAGGACAACAGUGUUUUACGAAGAGGUAUCCCUGUGGCCCAUAGUAUAUAUGGAGUUGCAGCAACCAUAAACUCCGCUAAUUAUGUUUAUUUUUUGGGUCUCGAGAAAGUUCUGGCCUUGGAUCAUCCGAAGGCGACUACAGUGUUUUGCGAGCAGCUGUUGGAGCUCCAUCGAGGGCAGGGAAUGGAAAUCUUUUGGAGGGAUUCAUUUACUUGUCCAUCGGAGGAAGAAUACAGACUGAUGACCAUAAGAAAAACAGGUGGAUUAUUUGGCUUGGCUACUCGCUUAAUGCAACUUUUCAGUCAAACUCAGGAUGACUUUUCAAGACUUAUAGGGAUUUUGGGGCUGUACUUUCAGAUCCGUAAUGACUAUGCAAUACUUUGCUUGAAAGAGUACUGUGACAGUAAGAGCUACUGUGAGGAUUUAACAGAAGGCAAAUUCAGUUUUCCGGUUAUCCAUGCCAUUAAAAGUCAACCUGACGACCAGCAAGUUAUUAACAUCCUUCGUCAGCGACCCAAAGACCUGGAGGUUAAACGCUACUGCGUGUCCCUCUUGGAGAAGUUUGGUUCCCUUGAGCACACCAAAGAAACCCUGGAGAAACUGGAGGCCGAAGCGAGAGAGGAGAUUGCCAAACUAGGAGGCAACCCGCACCUAGAGGGCGUGCUGGACGAACUCCGGAACUGGUAGGAAUUUGAAACACCGAUUCCUCCAUGAGAAACGACUUGAAAUGGCGUCCAUGAGGCGACCAAUAAUCCCUUCUGUAUUUUAGAUGUAAAAGUCGUUACGCCUACCCAUUAUAUAGGCCUAUCGAUAUUAAUAUUUGUUUGAGGGAGAAGAAAACUGGCAGGGAAUGUAUAACAUGUGAUCAAUUAAUAUGGAUCUCCUUCCCAAAAACAGUCACUUCAACACAACUUUGCAUGUAAUGUGUAUAAUAUGCCUUAUUUAUUGAAAUUUCAUUGUCUCGUGCAUGCUUGAGAUACGCAAAG